This is a messenger RNA of Seriola dumerili (greater amberjack), 3702 nucleotides long. RefSeq names its product centrosome and spindle pole associated protein 1 (gene cspp1). Gene Ontology annotation, cellular component: spindle pole; microtubule; centrosome. The transcript is spliced from 28 exons. Bases 108 to 3530 code for a protein of 1140 amino acids. Gene Ontology annotation, biological process: positive regulation of cytokinesis. The record is from RefSeq and is a predicted model, not a curated record. NCBI's taxonomy places the organism in Eukaryota, Metazoa, Chordata, Actinopteri, Carangiformes, Carangidae.
GUUUUGUUUAAUGUUAACUGCAGUAAAACUCAUGGUUACUAUAGGUAGUUAACGCUAGUUGGGGAGGUACUGGCCAUUAGCUAAGCUGGGUUGUACUACUUUGCCAAAUGGAGAUGGAUGAUGAGCUGGAGAACUUCAUCAGAGAGCGGAAGGCAAGAGUGGCUGAGGAUAAAGCCAGUCUAGAUCAAGACCCUCCUUACAUGGAAAUAAAGGCAAAACCCCACAGAGCCUGUGGGUCUACUGUUAAGGAGAACAUCCCUCCCAAGUCUAUUGCACAGGGGAAAGAGGAGAGUUGCAGUGUGGGUCUACCGCUUGGCGUGGAGUACGAGAGGAAAAAACAGAGGCUGCAGCAUGAGCUCCGUAUGGACUACAGGCGCUACAUGGCUCAGAAAAAACACUUUGACCAUGCAGAACCCGGACCAUUAAUUCACUUUGAUAACAGGAGGUCUGUAAAGCAACACCUGCUUGGAGACCAGACAGGUGUUCUUCCCAAACAGCGACCCUCGUCAUGGAGGGAUGCAGCCACUCUGACAGAGGACAAUAAGGGGCUGCAGAGGGCUCUGCGCCUCGCUGAGGUUAAGACCCUCUAUCCUGAGGAGGAAGAGGAGCAGUUAUCACUGACUCCUAGGCUUCAUGACAGGCUGGGGAGGCCAGUGGACCAGGACUCAGAGGAAGAGGAAUACUUCAAGGAGGAACUGGAGCUGAUGGAAGGCAGAAGGUGCAGACAUAUGGGGAUAGAGGCCAGUUAUCCUAAGAGAAGAACCAAUAAGACAGAUGGCAGGGAGAAGAGAGAGAAUCCUGCAGGUUUUGCCAGAGAAGGCAGGAGAUUGAGAGCACUGACCAAAAAUGACGAUGCUGAGUUUGCUACUGGCCUGAUAAUAGGAGCAGUUGAUACAGAUGAGGCUUUGCAGAGGAGGAAGGAGCGCUACAGACAGGAGCUGCAGGAGCAGAUAGCUGAACAGCACAGGAACAAGAAAAGGGAGAAAGAUUUGGAGCUGAAAGUUGCUGCGACGGGGGCGAAUGAUCCUGAGAAACAGCCAGACCGAAUCAGACAGUUUGGACUGAGCAGGAGAAAAGAUCCUCAGGUUUUGGAGCCUUCAGCAGCAGGAGAGAGUGAACUAUCAUCCAGAGGUCCACCUCAUAAUGAGAAGAUUGUAGUUAGAGAAAGAGAGGUCCCUCCUCCUGAGCAGCCUCAUGUAGCCUUUCAGUCCCCCCUGCUGGAGUACAGCUCUGCUCUGGGCCUGGGAGGAGGAGGUUUGUCUCCCAGCAGUCAGCCUGCUGCCCCCUCCUUCUCCAGAGCCAUGGACACUCCCAGGAUUCCUUUGUUCCAUCCACAUCCUCCCUCAACACUCAAUGAAGCUUACAGGAGCCCGUAUGGAGAACCUCAUCACUGCUAUGGCACUAGAAACCUGCUUGACCCAAACAUGGCCUACUAUGGUCAUUUAUCUGUUCCCGGUGCCGGCCUUCCCAUGUCCUACUGGAACGUACCACCAGGUGGAGGUGUGCCCAGCCAGUUUGGUAACCAUAGCCCUCACAGCCAGCACAGUGGAAGCAGCUUCCCUGAGCCACCGAUACAGCCCAGCAAUGAAGCUGCCACUGUGGACUCGCAGGUCAGGGUUUUCCCCUCAGAGAGAUCCAGGGCAACCAGGGAGAGGAUACUGAGCUACAGAAAUGCUCUCAAAGAACAGAUCCAGGAGCAACAGGAAAGGAGGCGUCUGGAGGAGGAGGAGAGGGAGCGUUAUGAGGCCCAGAUGGAGGCUGACAUGAAGAACCACGAGCCGUGGGGUCGAGGUGGAGGAGGAGCCCCUCUCAGAGACAGCACUGGAAAUCUCAUUGCCGACCUCAACCAGAUGCACAAGCUGAAUGAGGAGGCCUACAGCAACCCGGAGCAGUGGCAGAGGAGAGCCACGGCUGCCAUGACAGCACGGCAGGCAGAGCACCCUGACCCCAGCGAGAGGGUCUCUGGUACUGUAGCAGAGUGCAGUAUCCAUGACUCUAGAGACAGGAUCUCUGGGUUCACCCAUGUCCAAACCCCCCAGUUUGCCAGAGGCAAUGUGUUUGCCAACCAGCCCACCAAGCACCAGCUCCAGGAGCAGGACAAGUACAAAGCUUACCUCAAACAGCAGAUUGAGGAGAAAAUGCGUAAAAAGGCAGAGGAGAGGGAGCAGACCAGACUGGAGGAGGAGAAGGAGGAGAAGAGGCUGGCGGAGCAGAGGGCUCGCAUCCAGAGGGAGUAUGAGGAAGAACAAGAGAGGAAGAAACGAAAGGAAAUGGAGCAAAAGGCCAAGAAUGAAGAGCUAAUUCAGCUUGCUGAACAGAGGAAGAAGGAAAUGGACAGGAAGAAGAAAGAAGCAGAAGAGAUGGAGAACGCAGCACUGAGGAGGCAGUAUGAGAGGGAGAGGCAGGCUCGGGUGGAGGAGGUCCACAGGGAGCCUUCGCCUCCAAUCCCCACCCUGCAGAAGAAACAUGGGCUACAUCAGUACACCCCCAGACCCCCUACUGUUGACAGCCAGCAUUCUACUGCCCCCCUGUCUGAGCGCUCUUUGUCUGGUCUCCAGUCCCCUCCUGUCCCUGCUUGUAGGAACCAGCUCCGAGCCGCAGGUGAUCAGCGUGAUGUGUUCAGUGAGCUGUCAGCUUUGCGUCGGCAGCUUCGCAGUGAACAAAAACGGUUGGAGGGUCGUCUGCAGCAGGGCGACUGGGAGGAAUUAGACUCUCCUCUGAGUGACAGGCUUCGGGAGCGUCCCCAGGUGGAUGUGUUUGACAUGGCCAGGCUGCGGCUCCAAGCUCCGGUCCGAAGGCCCAACUCCAGAAACAUGGAGCCUAGAAACUUAAUGCGAAUCCACGACUCCCUUCAGCUCAAAUACACAGAAGGGAAGUCAAGGCUGGGCUCCAGUGAGGUUCCAAAGCUGGAGGAUGUAGGUGUGACCAUCAAGAGGAGGCACGACUACAGGGAUCCAUAUCACCAGCUCAGCAGCCAGAGGUCCACAGUUCAGGAUGAUUAUUUUGACCUGUCCCCACCACAGCAAAAUGAUUAUCUGAGGAGUGUGAUGGGAGGAUCUGCAAGAGGUUCUCUGCUGGAGUCAGAGAGUGCGUUCAUUGACCCCCUAGGCGAUGCCUUUCCAGUGCCCCGCACCCCAGAGUUUGAGAAGACCCCCCACCUGUCGGCCAGGGAGAGGAGGAGGCUGGCCAAACAGUCACAGCAUCUUCAGGAACGAGCUGCUUCCGUUGGCCAACAUGACGACUACUCCACUCACACAGGUAACAGGCUGCAGCAGGAGGUGGAGCAAAGGAGUGAGGGGAGGAGCCGGGACAGAACAAGUCUUCUAAUGGCUCUGAGUCGUCGUGGCAACACUGCAGGACCAGUGGAUCUGUCUGAUGACGACUCCUUCCCCCCUCAGUUUUCACUUCACAAUCUUAACCAUCAAAGCUCCGUAGAAACUGUCGCCACUGAUCCCUGGAUGCGGCCAGGAACAUCGGACACACUUAAAUGUUUGGACCGUCCAUCGAGGAGGGAGCGGUUGGUGACAUAGGACCCCGUUCCCUCAAGCCUGAGAGGUCCCAGUUGUAACAGACUCCGAAGUCUUUAAAUGAUGAGAUUAUGGUUGGUUUUAACUCAUGAAUGUCAGUAUGAAUGUCUGAAAAAUGCUACCUACUAUGUACUUUUUAAAAAAAUCAUUGUUUACAUCAAACAGUGACACACAU